Molecule: messenger RNA, 3990 nt
Organism: Nerophis lumbriciformis (worm pipefish)
Lineage: Eukaryota; Metazoa; Chordata; Actinopteri; Syngnathiformes; Syngnathidae
Gene: stat6
Product: signal transducer and activator of transcription 6, interleukin-4 induced
Biological process (GO): regulation of DNA-templated transcription; signal transduction
Molecular function (GO): DNA binding; DNA-binding transcription factor activity
Source: RefSeq, a predicted model, not a curated record
GUGUACGUGCGCGCGUGUGCGUGAUGACUCAAGCUGUCUCCGCCUACCACCUUCUUCUCGGAUUGAUUCUCUGGAAGUCAUUAAUAACGACGUAAACGCCCUGCGGUGCCGUGUCCGUGUACUGUACUGUCGUGUCGUGUCACCCUAAAAUAAAGUCCGCAGAUGAACAACAUCUGACGUCACAUCGGCCCGCGUGCACGCGCUGCCGACUCUCGAGCGAAAGCCGGAAGCGACUUUUACCAUCGACUCCAAAGCAACGAGGAAGUCACGACCAGCGAACUUACUUUUUUUUUUUUUAAUUUCUUCAUCUUUAGCCUUCCUAGUCCACUUUUGAAGAAAAAAGGCCUGGUUCGGAAAGCUAUUUCCGGACUGCCCAAUGUGUUCUGGUGCACCAGAGGUGACCAUUAAGUCUUUUUAAUGUUUGAACUGUACACGAACUGAAGCUUGACCAUGGCCCAGUGGAAUCGCAUGAGCCAAUUGCUACAUUACCUUCCUGAUCACAUCGACGACCUCUACCCUGCAGCCACCUUUGCCAUUGAAGUGCGGCACUUUUUGUCUGACUGGAUUGAGGAACAAAGAUGGGAGGAGUUUGCAUUGGAGAACGUGGAGCAGGAGGCAAACGCUCGGGCUCUCUUAGACGAGAUCAUCCUCCGGCUGCAGUCGUUUUCGCAGCAAAACGCCAACGUGGUGGACAAAAUGAAGCUGAUGCAGAUUAGUAGGAACAUGCACAGCAUGUUCCAGCAGCAGUCGCUUAAGUUUGUAGUGAUGGUGAGGGACACCCUGCGCAAAGAGAGGGUUCUGCUCGACACUGCAAGCCAGGUAAACAGCCUUCCCCAGUAUCCUCUAUAUGGCACCAGGGAAUCCACAUUCCCCAAACAGCAGGAUGUAGAUCACUUGGUUCUCAAAGUGGUGGAGGUCCGGGACCUGCGAAAGAAGAUACACCAGCUGCAGGAAGAGCUUAAUUGGGAGAGGCAGAACUAUGAGUCUUUGCAAGGUAGGAGGCAACAGAAUGGACUGGAUCCCACAGCCUCAGAAAUCAACAAACUACAGAAACACAUCCAGCAGCUGGAGUACAAUGUAACCGCCAUGGCAACGAAACGUUUCCAGCUGCUCAAUGAGAGUGUGGACUGUCUGGACCAGUGUCAGGCACAACUACUCAGCAGGCUAAAGACUUGGAGGUGGGAGCAGUACAAGGCGACCAUCGGACAUCCUUUUGCUGAUGACCUCAAUAUCUUGCAGAUGCGGUGUGAGCAGCUUCUUGGUGUAAAUGGCAAUCUGAGGCAAGAACUAAUGAUCAUAGGGGACCCAAUCCCAGAGCUGCAAGAAAGGCUCAGACAACUUCUGCAGGUUCUUGUUCAAAGCUCUUUUGUGGUGGACAAGCAGCCCCCUCAUGUCAUUAAGACACAAUCCAAGUUCUCCACUACUGUGCGCUACCUGCUAGGGGAGAAAGUCGCAUCGGGGAAGCCUGUGGUGUUGAGGGCACAAAUUAUUAAUGAAAUGCAGGCCAGAAGCUUGAAUAUUACACUCAGUGAUAAUGUUGGAGAAGUAAUCAAUAACACAGCCAUUCUUGAACACAACACAGCCACCAAGAGCACAUGUGCCACCUUCAGAAACAUGUCCAUCAAAAAGAUCAAGAGAGCAGACAGGAAGGGAUCAGAGUCUGUGACUGAGGAGAAAUUUGCCCUCCUCUUCUCAACAGAGAUCACCAUCACAGGCUGUGACACUCCUUACAAGAUACAGAUGAUCUCGUUGCCAAUAGUUGUUAUUGUACAUGGCAGCCAAGAAAAUAACGCAAUGGCUACCAUCAUAUGGGAUUGUGCUUUUUCCGAACCAGACAGAGUGCCGUUUGUGGUGCCAGAGCGUGUCCCCUGGAAAGUAAUGUGUAACACUCUCAACAGUAAGUUCACUUCUGAGGUCCAGACAAAUCAUAACCUUCACCACUACAAUCAGCACUUCUUGGCCCAGAAAAUAUUUGAUAAGCCAGAUUUUAACGAUGACUUCAGCAACAUGAUGGUUUCCUGGCCUCAGUUCAAUAAGGAAGUGCUCCCCGGACGACUGUUUACUUUCUGGCAGUGGUUUGAGGGAGUGAUGGAGUUAACCAAAAAACAUCUGAGAACAUAUUGGAGUGACGGGCUCAUAUUUGGUUUCAUUGGCAAGCAACAUCUACACCUGAUUCUCAAAGCCAGGCCCAACGGAACAUUUUUGCUUCGCUUUAGCGACUCUGAGAUUGGAGGCAUCACCAUUGCUUAUGUUUCUGCAGCUGAGAAUGGUAGACAGAUCAUUCAAAACAUCCAGCCCUUCACCAAGAAGGAUCUUGAAAUCCGUAGCCUUGGUGACAGCAUUCGAGAUAUCAAUGACAUAACAUUUCUUUACCCUGACUUUCCUAAACAUGAAGUUUUCAAAAAGUACUAUUCAGAGCCUCAAACUUUAACCAGUGCGGGCUACAUCCCUUUCUCACUCCGCAUGGAGGCUGGCUCAGAAGCACCUAAUGGUGCCAAUAUGGCACAACACACCGAAAGUCACCACAAUGCUGCCGGGUAUCCACUGGUAGCUGCAGCGAGCUUAACCAAUAUGACGCAUCAUGCUGAAAGCUCUCACAAGGCUGUUGGAUAUCCUCUGGAGACUGGCCCAGUUGUGCCUCUUGUUGCCAAUAUGGCUCCUAUGGCUGAUAGCCCCCACAACUCUGUUGGGUUUGCAAUGCAUCAGUUCCAGCAAUUCAGCCCUGCAGAGUCGCUCGCAACGGACCAGAUGGAGACCUCGGAGUCUCCUGCUGUAGAAUUCAGUUCAAACUCCCCCUCUGUCUUCAAUGAUGACGUGUAGGGCCACAGAUGAUAUGGGCCUAGUCUUGGACAGUCUUCUGAGUUAUUCCUACGGAGAGUAGAGGACAUGGCAUUGUUGUCGUUUGGAGUGCGUAAACAAAACAUUCUGCCUUUGAGGAAAUUCCGCAGCCAGCCUUCACAAUCAGACUGGCAGGUAAAUCGAUUUAGGGCUGCAUGGAAGAAAAAAAAGUAGUGACUCUUUUUACCAAAUCUUUGGCGAUUGGUUAUUUUUUAUUAUUGAACAGAUUACUCAACACUUUACUUAAUGUGUCGCACUUAUGAAAAUGAAAUGGUAAAGAAAUUAAUUUUAAGAUGUUGCAUGAGGCAAAAAGAAUGUUUGAAUUCUCCACCCAUAGGAUGUGAAGCACUUCUUAAACACACCCACUGACAGUAUGCAUGUAAACAGUAUUAGCCAAUGUAGCUGUUUCUACUUUCUAAACUUUCAAAUUAUACAUUUGAAUGUAGAAAUUUUUAUUUUAUGUGAUGCCCACUUCAUAUCAAUUUAUUUUACUUCAAAUCUAUUCACCUUUGACAAUCACUUGCAGUCAGUUAUGCAGAGUGCAUACUUAUGACAGAGUAAUAGGUUUUAUAUUGGUCCUGAAGGGCUAAAUGAACAAUGACAUUUAUAAAGUCUCAACUUAAGCAGCUUUUUAACUGAAUAUUUACCAACAAUAUGUUACCACGCCAAACUAUUAUGUGUGCGGGAAAUAAGUAUAAUGUGAUAUGAAGUACAUUUUUGUGUCUUCAUAUUUUACACUGGUAAUUAGUAAUACAGUAUGUCAUCUGUCAUUUGUGUUACCCUGAAUAUAAUCCUUUAAAAAAACAAAAAAAAACGUGUGCAUUUUUUUCAAUUGUGCGACUUGUCAGUAGAAGCCUGUGCUUUAGAUUUAAAAGAUGCUGUUUUUUUCAACAGUCAGUGUAAAAGUUGACGAUAAACGGACAAGAAAAAAAGAUGUCAAGCAAGAAUUUUGGGACAUGUUUUUUUGGACAUAUAAAAAUAGAUCAAUGCCAUUUGAUUGGGAAGGCAUGCCUGCAGUGUAAAGAAAUGCUGUCCAUUCCAUAAGAGCAUGACGGUGUGAGAACACAAUUGCAUCCACGAGUAGUAAAUGAUUUUCAUUCCUACACAUUCAGCUUCAAGAAUUCCUCAAAUUUUGCUUUAAAAAAAAGAAAA